Molecule: messenger RNA, 2521 nt
Organism: Plutella xylostella (diamondback moth)
Lineage: Eukaryota; Metazoa; Arthropoda; Insecta; Lepidoptera; Plutellidae
Source: RefSeq, a predicted model, not a curated record
GGUUACCCAAAGUACGCGCUAACCCAAGACCUAUUGCGUGCAUUCGCCCGCGUCGCUCGAGUGAAAGUGGAGAAAAUGACCGACCACUUCGCCGUCCUAGUAUGCAACAACGCACAAGACGUAGAAACAGCCGUCGAAGCCUCAAACACCAUACAUGUGUAUGGAAGUUUCCUCACUAUAAGGAAGUUUACUAAGGAAUACCAAAAGCCGCCGGGCCGACAGUUUAAUCUUAGUAAGCAAAAAUGCAUAAUCGUGGAGCCCAAAGACAUAGACCUGACGGGCGACUUCUUCGCCCAGACCGCGGCGGUGCUGGCCCGGGUGAGGCUCACGCAGGGCGAGGUGGAGAGAAUAUCGACAUUGUAUGCUGAUGUGGAGGCGGCUUUGAGCACUGUUUGGCCCGGUUGCGUGGCGAUGCCUUUCGGCUCCAUAACUACCGGUCUCGGCAUCAAGACAAGCGACGCGGACUGCUUCGUGGACCUCCCCCCCCGCUUCCACUACCCUCAAGCAAACCACGUCAACAAGGCAAAGAGACUACUGCAACAAUACCCCGCCAACUUCGCAGAGAUACUCUCUAUACCACGAGCUAAUACCCCGAUAGUCAAGUUCUAUCAUAUACCGACGGGUACCAACUGCGAUUUGAGCUUCAAAACCCCGCUAGGAGCGCAGAAUAGUAAGCUUAUAACGUUCUUGUUGCAUGCCGAUCCGAAGCUGAUCCCGAUAGCGGUGAUAAUAAAGUACUGGGCGAAAGUACAUGAGUUGUCGGGCACGGGGAGACUGUCGAAUUAUGCGCUGACGAUGUUGUUGAUAUUCUAUCUGCAGCAGCCGCCGAUGUCGAUACUGCCGUCCGUGGAAUGGCUGCAAAGAGAUGCGGAAAAUGAUUAUAUAGUCGAUGGUUGGAAUACAGGAUUCAUGAACAAGAGGGAUAUGAUACCACCGACGACUAACACGUCAUCUAUAGCGGAGUUGCUAGGAGGUUUCUUUGAGUUCUACGCUAACUUUAACUUCCAUGAGUUAGUAGUGUGUCCGUUUAUGGGGAAGCCUAUUAAGAAGCAAUGGUUUAAGGAGCCGGGGCUCUUGCCGCCGGAAUAUACGCGGUAUUGCAAGAACGUUACGGAUGAAAUUUCCUUUCCGAUGCGGGUGACUACGUCAUUCUGCGUGCAAGAUCCGUUUGAGCUGUCGCAUAAUGUGGCUUCGUCAGUCGGGUCGAGGUUGGCAGAGGACAUCGUGGCUUACUUUAAAUUUGCAGCAAACGCUUACGAAACAGAGAAGCUGAAUAACUGCCAGAACUUCCUGAAGACCAUUUUGCUGCAGCGGCCCAAGUUGAACAAGGGCCGGGUCCACCGCGAGUUCAGAUUCAGCAUGUUCCCGAAGUAUUUCGAGGCGUUGAAGGACCCCGACUGGAAGGGAACAGUGCGCAUGGUGGUACUCAGCGUCUUCGAGAAGAUACUGAAGCUGCAACUGGGGAAGAUAGAGGAGAAAACCAACCCAGAACAGAAGAAGGAAAAGGAGAAGUACUGGACGAUCAUGCGGCAGCCGGUGUGGCGGCGGCGGAAUGUCAGCAAGGAACUCAGGAACGCAAAUUUAGGGUUCCUAGAGAAAGAGAUGAAGAUCACGGAAGAGAUCCUAGCCAAGGACACGCCGCCGAUAGAAAUGGAGUUCCAAGUGAUAAUGACGUACAGUGAAAACCCGCGCAUAGCGACGGUCACGGUGAAGCUUUCGAAUGCACCGAUGGAGCUGUUUGUGGAAUUCGGCCGCUUCUUCAUAAGCACUAUGCCGACUUGGACGAUGAAUCUGCUAAAACCGCCGACUAAAAAACCAAUAGUCAUACCGGGAAUGGAAAAAGGAGACGCAGGGAAUAACAGUAAAGACGACACCGGGAUGGCAAAAGGGGAUGCAAAAGAUGCGGCACAAUCUAAAAGUGAUACGGAGGAAUUAAACAAAACAAAUGGUGAUAGCAAUGGCGAUGAAAGAGAAAAGAAUAAUACGGUGACGGAGAGUGGCGAAAAAGUGACGGAUACAAAUAGUAGUGACGCGAAAACAAGUGAUGAAAACGUUACAGAAGUAACAUCUGAUAAUGUGAAAGAUGUAAAUGCAGAAAUUGCGAAAGAUGUCAAUGACGAAAUUGUGAAAGAUGAAAAUGCCGAAAUUGUGAAAGACAAUAGUAAUAUUGAAAGCGCUACGACAGAAAUGAUAGCUUUAUCAAUUUAGUGUACAGUUUUAAAAGUGCUUUUACUAGUUCUAUAGUUAUGAUGAUUACAAAGUACAAUGUAGAUUUUAUUCUGAAUGUAAUACAAAGUCAUUGAUGUUAUAGUUUGACUGUUAAUGAUUAAUAGUAAAUACAAUACUCUCUAUUGCCUUUUAUACAGAUAAAUAAUAGUUAUUGAAUUAAUAAAGAAGUUUAAUUACUUUUAAAGCGAUCUCUACCGUGUGCUGUAAUUUAUGUACUAAUGUGUGCACAUUAAAUACUUAGAACUGUUAUCUGUUGAAAGUACAUACAACAUUGGCAUAAUGUACGAAUGUU